AUGCCGUCCGCCAGCCGUCUGCCCUCCGCCGCCACGCUCGGCCGGGCACUGGUCCAGGAUGCUCGUCUAUGUCGUCCCUCGCCCCUGCGACCCAUCACUGCCACUUCCUUUGCCCCUCUGCGCAACACCACAUCAGCCUUGCCACGCCCGGCAAUCUUCCGCGCGGGCCAGCGCCGUCCUUUCUCCCUCACAUCCCGCAGACGCCUUGCCACGCACGAUGACUCGUUCAACCCGGCCGACAUUGAAAGAGAGAGUGAUCAGGUCGAUGUCUGUAUCGUCGGAGGCGGGCCUGCUGGUCUCAGUGCUGCCAUCCGUCUGAAGCAGCUAGCCAAUGAUGCUGGUAAUGAGGACUUCCGCGUACUGCUGCUCGAAAAGGCUGGAGAGCUGGGCGACCACAUCGUCUCUGGCAAUGUGGUUGAGCCCUCUGCUCUGGAUGAAUUGCUCCCUAAUUGGAACGACCCAGAGAAUCCAGACCGCUACGAGCACAUUACUCCCGCUACCACGGAUCGCAUGCGCUUCCUCACAAAGUCUUAUUCGAUACCCAUCCCCGCUCCUCCCCAGAUGAACAACCAUGGCAACUACAUCAUUUCUCUCAAUCAAUUCACCAAGUGGUUGGGGGAAAGAGCAGAAGAAAUUGGUGUCGAGAUUUAUCCUGGUUUUGCCGCUUCCGAAGUUCUCUACAACGCUGACGGUUCGGUAAAGGGUGUUGCCACAAAUGAUCUUGGUAUUUCUCGUAGUGGCAAGCCCAAGGACUCGUUCGAGCGUGGUAUGGAAUUCCAUGCUCGCGUCACACUGCUUGCCGAGGGUUGUCACGGCAGUCUUACUAAGCAAGUCACAAAGAAGUUUGAUCUAAGGCGGGACAGCCAGCCUCAAACCUACGGUCUCGGUAUCAAGGAAGUCUGGGAGAUUGAUCCUGCAAAAUUCGAAAAGGGCUUGGUCGCCCAUUCUCUCGGCUAUCCUCUGCCUGCCGAUACAUAUGGCGGUGGUUGGAUGUAUCACUUUGGCGAGAACUUGGUCAGCAUCGGCCUGGUCGUUGGCCUCGAUUAUCCUAACCCAUGGUUGGCUCCUUAUGGCGAAUUCCAAAAGAUGAAGCAUCAUCCUAUGUACGCAAAGUACUUGGAGGGUGGUAAGUGCAUCUCGUACGGUGCCCGCACACUGAACGAGGGUGGAUUCCAGUCUAUCCCCAAGUGUGCGUUUCCUGGAGGUGCACUGAUUGGCGACACUGCCGGCUUCCUCAAUGUACCCAAAAUCAAGGGUACUCAUACCGCCAUGCGCUCGGGAAUGCUCGCUGCCGAGGCCGCCUUCUCUGCGUUGCGCGAGUCAGACGAUUCCAGUCCGGUCUUCUUGUAUGACUACGAAGAUAAACUGCGCUCUUCCUCCAUCUGGAAAGAGCUGAAGGAGGUUCGCAACAUGCGUCCAUCUUUCCACUCUCCACUGAAACUUUACGGUGGAAUCAUGUACUCUGGACUCGAAGCAUAUAUUCUCAAGGGCAGAGUACCAUGGACGAUCAAACAUGCCGGCACCGACCAUGGAGCCACUAAGCUUGCUGCAGACUGCCCCAAGAUCGAGUACCCCAAGCCGGAUGGCAAGAUCAGUUUCGAUAUCUUGACCAGUGUCAGCAGGACUGGCACUAACCACGAGGAGGACCAGCCUUGCCAUCUACACGUAGAGGACUGGGACAAGCACGCUGAACUUGAAUACCCUAAAUACCAGGGUGUAGAAAACAGAUUCUGUCCUGCCGGAGUAUAUGAAUACGUCGAGGAUGAGAGCAAACCGCUGGGUGUAAGAUUCCAGAUCAAUUCUCAGAACUGCGUGCACUGCAAGACCUGUGAUAUCAAGGUCCCAGACCAGGAUAUUACCUGGAGAACUCCUCAAGGAGGUGAAGGUCCCAAAUACGUGAUGACUUGA
Molecule: messenger RNA, 1908 nt
Organism: Aureobasidium pullulans EXF-150
Lineage: Eukaryota; Fungi; Ascomycota; Dothideomycetes; Dothideales; Saccotheciaceae
Exons: 2
Coding region: 1-1908 (635 amino acids)
Biological process (GO): electron transport chain
Cellular component (GO): mitochondrial inner membrane
Molecular function (GO): iron-sulfur cluster binding; electron-transferring-flavoprotein dehydrogenase activity
Source: RefSeq, a predicted model, not a curated record